AUGAAAUCUUUGGCUUCUUAUAUCGUACGUCGUGCACGGGUCGGUUCUGUGGAUCCAAUUGUGGUGCACUGUAGUGCGGGUAUUGGCCGUACGGGUGUUUUAAUCCUUAUGGAAACGGCAGCGUGUCUGGUUGAAGCAAAUGAGCCUGUUUAUCCACUUGACAUUGUUCGAACAAUGCGUGACCAACGUGCCAUGCUCAUUCAGACAUCGGAAGAUUCAUUCAUUCCACUUAUGACAAGUGCUAAAAUUGCUAUGGGAUUUCAGGGUCAGUACACAUUUGUAUGUGAGUCGAUUUUGCGAGCAUAUAACGAUGGAUCAAUAAAGCCUCUUGCCGAAUACCGCAAACACUCUUGA
Messenger RNA from Anisakis simplex (herring worm), 354 nucleotides. The record is from the annotation of a GenBank genome assembly. Lineage: Eukaryota; Metazoa; Nematoda; Chromadorea; Rhabditida; Anisakidae.